This is a messenger RNA of Melitaea cinxia (Glanville fritillary), 1965 nucleotides long. RefSeq names its product acetyl-coenzyme A transporter 1. The coding region runs from base 194 to 1747 and encodes 517 amino acids. The transcript has 8 exons. Gene Ontology annotation, molecular function: acetyl-CoA transmembrane transporter activity. The record is from RefSeq and is a predicted model, not a curated record. Gene Ontology annotation, cellular component: membrane. NCBI's taxonomy places the organism in Eukaryota, Metazoa, Arthropoda, Insecta, Lepidoptera, Nymphalidae.
UGUUGUAAAAAUUUCGAAGUUUACGUGGUAGUACGCGUGUGGCUUAUGGAAUUUUUAAGUACAAACUAGAGAAAUAAAUAAAAUUAUAUUUAAACAGCUCAGGUUAAAUCAAUAUCUGAUAUACUAGACUCAGUCUUUAUCUUUGAAGUUAAUUUUAAAAUUAGUAAAAAUUAAGACACUAUACUCUAUAAUAAUGUCCCUGACAAGAAGAAAACGGUCGAUUGAAAAUGAACAAUUAGUGGAGAAUGGCGAUACCGCUCCAAUUAGUGGACAGAGUAACAUCAAAGGCGAUGAAAUAAAUAUUGCUGUGCUGCUAUUUCUGUAUACACUUCAAGGGAUUCCCUUAGGACUUGCAGGAGCAGUUCCUAUGCUGUUACAAAAUAAGGGAAUUACAUACACACAACAGGCUGAGUUUAGUUUUGUGAACUGGCCCUUUAGUAUAAAACUGUUAUGGGCACCAAUAGUGGAUGCUAUCUUUUGGCCCGAAUUCGGAAGGAGAAAAACAUGGCUAGUGCCCGUUCAGUAUUUAAUUGGCAUUGUUAUGAUCAUUAUGUCAUAUAGUAUGACUGACUGGCUUGGACAGCAUGAACAAGCACCACGUAUGACAAUGCUUACAAUAUCAUUUUUAUUUCUUAACUUCUUGGCAGCUACUCAAGACAUUGCAGUUGAUGGUUGGGCUUUGACAAUGCUGAAACGACGUAAUGUGGGACAUGCCUCAACGUGCAAUACAGUGGGUCAAACAGCAGGAUUCUUUCUUGGAUAUGUCUUAUUUUUGGCAUUAGAAUCACCUUAUUUCUGCAAUAAAUAUAUUAGAACUGUAUCUGAGGAGACUGGUCUUGUAACUCUAUCUGGUUUUCUUUUAUUCUGGGGUUGGGUUUUUAUUGUAACUACAACUAUAGUUGCAGUUUUUAAGCAUGAAGCCAAUGACCAAAUAAAUUUAAAGGAGAGUGAACCAAAGGGCAUGAAUGACAUUGUAAAUGCAUACAAACAGCUUUUAACAAUUGUAAAGUUGCCAGCUGUGAGAACUUUAGCCCUCGUACUCUUUACAGCAAAGAUUGGCUUCUGUGCUAGUGAUGCUGUGUCAGGUUUGAAGCUAGUCGAAGCAGGAGUGCCACGGGAAGAUAUGGCACUUUUAGCUGUACCAUUAGUUCCAGUUCAAAUUAUCAUGCCUGUGAUUCUUGCAAAAUACACAACAGGGCCAAUGCCUCUAUCGCUCUGGUUGCGUGCUUUUCCCCUACGACUGUUAGUGGGCCCACUGGCAGCAGCACUGGUAGCUCUCACACCAAGUUUACUUGGUGACUCUGGACCUUCAUAUUUCUACCUUUGUAUUUUAAUGAUGCUGUAUGUCUUUCAUCAAACUUGUCUAUACUGCAUGUUUGUGGCGGUAAUGGCGUUUUUCGCUAAAGUGUCGGACCCAGCUGUUGGUGGUACUUAUAUGACGUUAUUGAACACAGUGUCAAACUUAGGCACCAAUUGGCCUAAUACGUUAGCUCUUUGGGCUAUAGACCAUUUGACUUACAAGACAUGUAAUGCAUCAGAACUUACAGAUAACACUUGCUCUACACAGUUAGAAACUGAGGUAUGUAAAAAUAGUGGCGGUACGUGUGACGUGAGAAUUGACGGUUUCUACAUAGAAGUUGUAAUAUGUCUUGUAGCCGGUUUUCUUUGGCUACAGUGGGGCAAGAAAACCAUCAACCGACUUCAAAGAUUACCUAAUACAGCUUGGCAGAUAGGUCGUAACAGAUAAGACUGAAUUCAAUAUUAUUACUAUUAUAUGAUACAAAUAGGCACAAACUAAAAGCAGCAAUUCUCUUAGCUCUAAAUGAUUAUACAGUAUGUAUGAUAAAUUGAUUAUGAUAAUUUAAAAGCUUUUUCAUGGAUCACCAAUUGUUCUAAUACAUUUUCUCAUUUCAAGGUUAGUAGUAAUUCUAUUUAUUUAUACUUAAUAUAUUGGUUUGUAUUAUA